Colletotrichum lupini is the source of this 882-nucleotide messenger RNA. RefSeq lists its product as uncharacterized. The coding region runs from base 1 to 882 and encodes 293 amino acids. The transcript is spliced from 3 exons. NCBI's taxonomy places the organism in Eukaryota, Fungi, Ascomycota, Sordariomycetes, Glomerellales, Glomerellaceae. The record is from RefSeq and is a predicted model, not a curated record.
AUGGACAGCCACUAUUACCGCGGAGCAGGCUAUCAUGUUAACGCAACGUCUCCAGUAUCGGCAGGAGACUACCUUGACUCCCCUACUUUCCUAGAGGCUCCGGAACUUGCUCGCCAGCCCUCCGAUAUCAGCUCCCGAGGUCCUCUUACACCAUCUUCAUACGGCUCUUCGCCUGGUAUGUCAUACUCAUACACGCAUAACAUGAGCCACUCUCCUGCGGGUGACUAUGGCGAUGGCUACGACGAGAGCUAUGGAGGAUACUAUGCAGACGAGUAUGCGAGUGCUGCGUCUUCAUCGGCACAACAAGCGUCUGAACCUUACUAUGGAAACGUAGACUGGUCGCAGUACGACUACGUUCCCACUGAAGACGGAGGCUACUGGCAGAUGAAACCACGAUAUGUUCCUGCAGGGCAGUAUCCAACAGUGAUACCCCAUCAAGGUGGCCAAGAGCAGCAAGAAGUCGUGGACUACAAAUUCCCCUGCCUCGAGGCGGGAUGCACAGCAAACCCGUUCAAGCGCAAGGCCGACCUCGAGAGACACUAUAGACAAGUCCACCAAGACCCCUCAAAGAAGGAAGCUCACAAGUGCGACUAUCCAAAGUGCUCGCGAAGAAGCGAACCAUUCGGACGACGGGACCACUUCAGAGAUCACCUGCGAGACUAUCACAACGAAGACAUUUUCAAGCGGGGCACCCACGUGGACGACAGCUGGCUCCAGGGACGCAAUCUCUCGUCGCGAUGGUGGCGGAAGAAGGCGGUAAAAGUUGACAGCGAAACGAAGCCCAGGUUCCGGAGUACAGGAGCCAGGGCCGUCGCCCGACACGACAUGCUGGCUUUUAGCGACCCGGCAAAACGUCUCUCUUUCUUUGGUGUGGCCCACUGA